Molecule: messenger RNA, 1131 nt
Organism: Lithohypha guttulata
Lineage: Eukaryota; Fungi; Ascomycota; Eurotiomycetes; Chaetothyriales; Trichomeriaceae
Gene: SVF1
Product: putative cell survival pathways protein
Exons: 3
Coding region: 1-1131 (376 amino acids)
Biological process (GO): response to oxidative stress
Cellular component (GO): cytoplasm
Source: RefSeq, a predicted model, not a curated record
AUGAACUGGAUCAAGAAGACUCUAGCUGAUGUCGCUGGCACGCAAGAGCCCAUAUAUGGACCGGAAGCCAUACAGACCGUCACGAAACAAGCUGAGAAGAAACCAUAUACUGAGCUGACACCGAAUGACUUGAAAUGGGAGGGGAAACAACAUACUAAUGUCGAAACACAAACAUUUUACUUCAUGACCGAUGAGGGUGUAACUUGCAUGGCACAGAUCAUCUACAGCAAUGUCAUGGGCGUGCGUACGACCUGUCAGUUCAAUUCUAAGAUAUAUGAUCAUGACGGUCCGGGCAAGCACCAAUGGUGUUCUGAUCCUCUCGACAACCAUGGAUUCGAUGAGAAGAGGACAGGCUUUUUUGCCGAUGAUGUUGCCUUGUCAUUGAGUGACGAUGGUACAACUUACACUAUUAAGUCGGCCAAGAACCAAGAUUGCAUCUGCAACCUAACUGUCAAGAGAACCGCUCCAGGCUUCAUGGUUGGUGAAAACGGCACAUCUUAUUACGGUACAGAUCCCAGUCAUCCUUGGGGAGAAAUGUUCCACAAGUUCUGGCCACGUGCCGCAGUGUCGGGCACUAUGCAAACCAAGAAGAAGACGUACAAUGUCAAUGGAAGAGCAGUUUUCAUACACGCUCUGCAAGGCAUGAAACCGCAUCAUGCUGCUGCAAGAUGGAACUUUGUCAACUUCCAAACACCAACCUAUUCAGCUGUCAUGAUGGAGUUCACGACCCCACCCUCAUACGGAAAGACUGUCGUGAAUGUGGGUGGUAUCGCCAAAGAUGGAGAACUCAUUUAUGCUGGAUGCACCAAUACCGCAACACAUCUAGCAGUUACAACGGAUCCUGUUAGUCAAUGGCCAGAGCCAAAAGCUCUUCUGUGCAAGUGGACUGGAAAGGACGGUAAGCCUGUUGAAGCCGAGCUGAUGGGCGAUCUUGGUGAACGCGCGGAUCGAGUUGAUGUCUUAGCUCACGUACCUGCCAUUAUCAAGAAUCUCAUAGGUGGUGUUGUAGGCACCAAACCUAUCAUUUUCCAGUACAUCACCAAGGAUCAAAUGACACUGAAGGUCAAGGAAGGUGAUAACGAAACCAGUGAGAAGGGGUCACUCUUUUGUGAGGCCACUUUCAUUUCAUGA